This is a messenger RNA of Ceratitis capitata (Mediterranean fruit fly), 2319 nucleotides long. RefSeq names its product homeobox protein 5. Lineage: Eukaryota; Metazoa; Arthropoda; Insecta; Diptera; Tephritidae. The transcript is spliced from 3 exons. The coding region runs from base 191 to 1840 and encodes 549 amino acids. The record is from RefSeq and is a predicted model, not a curated record.
UUUUGUCUACUUGCGUCCACCAGACCCAGACGGCAGAGACGGAGGUAAUGUGAAUGUUGCCAAAACAAAGAAAAGUGGAAUACAAGAAACAACGAGCAAACUACUAAUUGGCAACGUGCUGUAGGCGAAAGUAGAAGCCGUGAGUGCAAUAGAAAUAAAAGGUUUGUAUCCGGAAAAUUGAGUUGCUGAAAUGCAUUUCUGGAUAGACAAACGCUCACAGCAGUGCGGGUUCGGGAGAUCUCGUGUUGCCGCCUCGCUUUCAGGUGCCGGCGGUUCUGGAGUGGGUCUUAGUUUCGGACAUCCACCACGUCGUUUAGGUGGCGGUAGUGGCAGUAAAGCGGCCAGCAGGAGCAAUGCAUUACCAGACUGUCAUCACAGUAAUGGGCCCAGCAGCAGUAGCAGCCGUAGUCAUCAAUACUACCACCAACAACAUCAGCAGCUUCCGCAUCAACAGCAACACCAACAGCUGCAGCCACAGCUCACCAAUAACAACAAUAACUUCAAUGGCGGCAGCAACAAUUACCAGCAAUCCCAAGCGCACAGCAGCAACAAUAGCAAUUAUACAGGAAACAUCAACACCGCCAACAUCACCGCCAAUGCAACUGCCGCCUCCGGCGCUACAAUACAAUCAACCACCACCUCGGUGACGCUCAACAACAAUCCCCACCAAUAUGCUUGUCAGCAGCAGGCUCAUCAUCAGGGCACUGGCUCGGUGCCGGGCCAUCAUUAUGCGCUUGGCAAUAGCAAUGUCAUGAACAACAACAAUGCCAACACUUCUACGUCCACGGCUGUAGGGGCCGAAGUACGCGGCACAACGCCUGCAACACAUAAUUUCAAUCAACGCGGCGCUGCAAUGCUGCAAAAUAGUAUGGGCUCAACCAAUGCGCCGCUCUAUCAACAACAACAUGCCAAUCAAUGCUACGAUAUGCGCAGCUAUCAUCAUCCUCAAUUCGGUAAUAUGUCUGUGCGGCACUAUCAAUACGCCGGCCGGAAUUGCAAUGGUCCAACGCAUGUGAACGCAAACCCCGCAGCGCACGCUUAUCGCAGUGGUAACAGCAGUGGUACAAGGACAAUUGUUGGCGCCACGAGCGCUCUGCCCUCACAACACAUCGACCAAAUGUCAUAUCGACAACAACACGGUUACAGUCACUCCGCAUCUGCACAAUCGAACGAGUCCGUAAUGGGCGGAUCAGCACCCAUUUCUACUAAUACCACAAACACGGCAAGUUACGCCGUGGCUAAUACAGCGCAUCGCUACAACUCCGCCGUAAAUAUGCGCACCAGCAAUAUGACAGUGGAUACGGGCGGUGGUGACGCUCAGUUGCUACCGUCACAUCUCAAGUGUGGCAUGUGUGCUUCACUGGUGCUAGCUUCGGUAUUUGUGGCAGGUGCAAAAUUUUAUUUCGAUCAUCAAGGCACCGGGUUGGAGGUAUUGAUCUUUUGUGCUUUCUCAGCUACAUUCUUUUUGGCUGCCUGCACAGUUUCUCUGUGUCGCGUCCCAAAAGGUCUACUACCAAGUGGGCGCAAUUCUGUGUUGAGCGCCCAACAUCAUACUGAUGUCGAGGGAGGUAUCCAUUGCUCACGAGCACCGUACGGUAGACGCGAUAUAAUAAGCGCCGACAGUGGUGGCGGUGGUGGUGGCGACUUGGUUGGUUCGGAUGAUAUACAUGGCGCACCAUUAUGUGGCCAACUACAGUUAAUUGAAGAUUCAGCUAGUGCUGGCCCACCACCAUAUCAUAUAGCAAUCUAUUUUCCGGAGAGCGAACACAGUGGAAAAGCAAAAGAUACCCCGAUCGAUGAUGAAUCACCGCCGCCGUCCUACGAUAAAAUAGUUAUCUAAACUUAUUAAAUCUUUGGUGAUAAUUACACAGAAAAUUACGAGAAUGUGGUAGAGAGGUGCACAUGUAGUAUCAUACUCAAAUACCAUCUAUUUUAUAAACAUAAUUAAGUAAUUACAUUUAAUAUUACGUCUUUCUGCAAGGGUUUUAGGCUAUCAAAAAUAAAAUUAUUGUCUUAACAGAAUUUUAUUGCAGCUCCGAAAUGUUUGGUUUAGGACAACUUACGGAAUUAUAUUUCAAUUCUUCCCUUGUCCCUUUAAUACGGCAAAGUUUCAAAUUAUACUCAAACCAAAUUUAGCAGGGAAUUAGUUGGCUUUGAAGGGUGUACACAUUACGUUAUUAAUACACUAUCGAUUCUUAUCGAUAUACGUGUAUGAUUAUCAUGUAAUAAAAAAUAACUUCCGAUGGAAAAUAUGAAAAUGCGAAAUGCAAUCUACAUGACGUUAAUGAUAUCUGCCAAUUAUUCAUUAUCAUUAGACCC